Molecule: messenger RNA, 661 nt
Organism: Habropoda laboriosa
Lineage: Eukaryota; Metazoa; Arthropoda; Insecta; Hymenoptera; Apidae
Product: ankyrin repeat domain-containing protein 39-like
Exons: 3
Coding region: 65-661 (198 amino acids)
Molecular function (GO): protein binding
Source: RefSeq, a predicted model, not a curated record
ACAAUUUUGAUAUUUUCUAUAAGACAGGUAAAUUAUCCAGGCACUAAUUACAUCUACAAUAAACAUGCAGCACAAUCAUAACCACAAUGAUCAUACUACAUGCUGCAAUACAAGUAAUGAUGUCAGUGUUCGUCAAUCUCUUGCGGAAAUGGAGUUUGAACGUGGUAUAUGGUAUGCGGCACAGUAUAACGAUAUGGAUCGUGUAAAGACGUUAUUAAAGAAAGGUAUUUCGGCUAAUAUAGAAGAUUCUGCCGGAUACAGAGCGAUACACUAUGCAGCUCGAAACGGGCACUACGAUGUUUGUAAAAUGUUAUUAGAAAAUGACGCAGUAGUAAAUGCACAUACGCGUUGUGGUCAUGCUACUGCUCUGCAUAGAGCAGCUAUGCAAGGUCAUGCUAGUAUUGUUGAACUUUUGUUAAAAUUUGGUGCAAACCCUAAUUUAAAAGAUGUCGAUGGUUACACCGCAUUGCAUAAAGCACUUAUAGCUCGUUCAUUACCUGUUUGCAAACUUCUGAUACCAUGUACUAAUUUAACAUUGUUCACUAAUAAUAAGUGUGGUAUAGAACAAUUGGCUAAAGAAAACUGCCCUGAUAUUUUGCCUUUUUUAUUAACAUAUAUCAAUAAAGAAGAAAAAAUGAAAAGCAAAGAGAAAUAUACUUAA